Penicillium samsonianum is the source of this 732-nucleotide messenger RNA. RefSeq lists its product as uncharacterized. The record is from RefSeq and is a predicted model, not a curated record. The coding region runs from base 1 to 732 and encodes 243 amino acids. The transcript has a single exon. NCBI's taxonomy places the organism in Eukaryota, Fungi, Ascomycota, Eurotiomycetes, Eurotiales, Aspergillaceae.
AUGCGUUUCAACAUCGUCAGCCUCCUCCUGGCCGGAGUUACUGCCACCUCCGCAGCCACCACCACCACCCCCGCAGGCUCAGCCUCAACCUGUUUGCCCUCAUCUGCUGAUGCAAAGGUCCUCGAAUUCGCCCUGGGUGUCUCCAACUUCGUUGGCGGCUUCUACAACUCCACCGUGAACAGUACCUUCGGAAGCUCCACCAACGCCACCAUCCAAGCGUACCAGAAGAUCCUCUUCGGCCUCGAAAAUGACAACACUCUAUCAAGCGAGGCCAUCGAGAAAGUUGGCGCCCAAGCCCCCGGCUUCUCCGCGCCCAAGUGCGACUACAAGUUCCCCGAGGUCAACAGCACCCAGGCCUGGGCCCAGUGGGCCUCCCGCUUCGAGGAUACCGCCACUGGUGCCUUCAUCGGUCUCGCCGGCUUUACCGAGUCCCCCGAGGUCUCCUUCCUCAUGGCUCGUUUGGCUGCCGAGCACAGCGCCCACGCUGCCUUUAUUGGUAGCCGCGUGAACUCGACCUUCUUUGCCCAGAACCAUACUUCACUUGUGGCAGCUUACGGCCCCGUUCAGGUAUUGUCCACUCGCAACCAGACUGGUAGCCUCGGCCAGUUCCUUGGUGGCUGUCUCACUGCCCCCACUAGCCCUUGUGGCCCGCUGAGAAUCGGCCCCUUGGAUGCUACUCCCUCCCCCUCUUCCGGUGCCGCGAGCAGCUCUGCUGCUUUCAAGAAGCACUAA